AUGUCGUGAUCUUUAAUAAGGCACAGAGACCGACAAUUAGACAUCAACACUCAAGUCGAGCUCCGGGCCAGGUCAUAGGAUGCGGAGAUAACAGCAUUUGUGACGAAAACGCCCCAAGAUGAAAAUGAAAACAUUCAUUCUUCUACUUCUACUUCACGGAACUAUCAGUGAGUCUGCUUGGGUAGAACGUCAAGGAAUCAAGAUUAGUACACGACUCCAUAACGCGAAACAGUUCAAAAGAGAAACAGGAGAAGGAACCACAUGUAGCCCAGGCACCCCUAACAGUCCAAAUACCAUCACUAGCACUGGAAAUCCUGGAAGCUCAGGUACCACAAGUAGCCCUGGCACACCUAAUAGUCCAAAUGGUAUAACUAUCCCUGGCAGCCCUGGAAGCACAGGCACCGCCAGCAGCCCUGGAACUCCCGGAAGCUCAGGUACCACAAGUAGCCCUGGCACACCUAAUAGUCCAAAUAGUAUAACUAUCCCUGGCAGCCCUGGAAGCACAGGCACCGCCAGCAGCCCUGGAACUCCCGGAAGCUCAGGUACCACAAGUAGCCCUGGCACACCUAAUAGUCCAAAUAGUAUAACUAUCCCUGGCAGCCCUGGAAGCACAGGCACCGCCAGCAGCCCUGGAACUCCCGGAAGCUCAGGUACCACAAGUAGCCCUGGCACACCUAAUAGUCCAAAUAGUAUAACUAUCCCUGGCAGCCCUGGAAGCACAGGCACCGCCAGCAGCCCUGGAACUCCCGGAAGCUCAGGUACCACAAGUAGCCCUGGCACACCUAAUAGUCCAAAUAGUAUAACUAUCCCUGGCAGCCCUGGAAGCACAGUCACCGCCAGCAGCCCUGGAACUCCCGGAAGCUCAGGUACCACAAGUAGCCCUGGCACACCUAAUAGUCCAAAUAGUAUAACUAUCCCUGGCAGCCCUGGAAGCACAGUCACCACCAGUAGCCCUGGAACUCUUGGAAGCCCAGGUACCUCAAUUAGCCAAGGCACCCCUAUCAACCCAAAUACAAUCACCAGCCAAGGCAACCCUGGGAGCUCAGAACCCAGCAAUAGCCCUGGCACCCCUGGGAUGCCAGUGAUCACAAGCACCUCAGGCACCCCUGUAGCCCCAGGCACAACCGUCAACCCAGUUACCAUCACCAGCCCUGGCACCGUUGAAAGCCCAGUGACCACAGGCCCCACAGUCAUUUCAGUGGAUCCGGUGGUUUCUACAAACAGUCCAGGUACCACAGAUAACACAAGCCCAACUGGAAACUCAGGCACUAGCAGUAUUCCUGGCAACCCUGGCACUCCCAUCACCAGCCAAGGCCCCUCUGGGAGCUCAGGCCCCAGCAAUAGCCCUGACACCACUGGGAUACCAGGGAUUACAAGCAUCUCGGGCACCCCUGUAGGCCCAGGCACACCCGUCAACCCAGUUACCAUCACCGGCCCUGACACCACUGGGAUACCAGAGAUUACAAGCACCUCAGGCACCGCUGUAGGCCCAGGCACACCCGUCAACCCAGUUACCAUCACCAGCCCUGACACCACUGGGAUACCAGGGAUUACAAGCACCUCAGGCACCCCUGUAGGCCCAGGCACACCCGUCAACCCAGUUACCAUCACCAGCCCAGACACCACUGGGAUACCAGGGAUUACAAGCACCCCAGGCACCCCUGUAGUCUCAGGCACAACCGUCAACCCAGUUACCAUCACCAGCCCAGACACCACUGGGAUACCAGGGAUUACAAGCACCCCAGGCACCCCUGUAGUCUCAGGCACAACCGUCAACACAGUUACCAACACCAGCCCUGACACCACUGGGAUACCAGGGAUUACAAGCACCUCAGGCACCCCUGUAGGCCCAGGCACACCCGUCAACCCAGUUACCAUCACCAGCCCAGACACCACUGGGAUACCAGGGAUUACAAGCACCCCAGGCACCCCUGUAGUCUCAGGCACAACCGUCAACACAGUUACCAACACCAGUCCAAGCACCGUUGAAAGCCCAAUCACCACAGGCCCCACAGUCAUUUUAGUAGAUCCGUUGUUACAAAGAGUCGCAGAGACAGCAGUUGCAUCAGCCACAACAGCCACAGCAAAAGCGGCAGCAUUGACAGGAGCAGCUGUGGUAGCAAUAGCAGCCGUUUCAGGUGAAUUUAUUGCUCAAAAUGCUGCAGAAAGAGUUGCAAGAGCUGCAGAAACAGCAGUUGCUGCUUCAUCUUCUCUUAUAGCAGGCACAAUAGAUGCAUCUGCAGCAGCACAAACCGCGAAUGAUGCAGCAGAUGAAGCUCUAUUGGCUGCAAUAGCUGCAGGGGAAGUGGCAGGAAAUGCAACAGGAGCCUUGGCCCCUUUUGCAAGAUAUUUAUUCUUAGCAGCAGCAAAUGCAGCAUUCGCAGCGAGAGCAGCUGCAGAUGCUGCAGUUUCAGCGGCCAACUCUAGAGGAACUGGAAUUACUACAGCUAAUGCCCAAUUUGCCAUAGAAGCUGCAAGAAAUGCCAGCCAAGAGGCUGCAAUGGCUGCACAAACCCUUAGUGCAUUACUUACUUCAACAAUCCUGCCACCAGAAACAGAGGACACUAUAAGACAAGUGUUGCAUUUAGCUAAAAAUGCUACUGAAUCAGCAAUUAAUGCAGCAGUGGCAAACUCAAUGGCACUGGACACAGCAGAGCAAGCUGUGGUCACGGGAGCGGGGACUGUAGAUGUGGAAUUAUUUGCAGCAUCAGCCUCAGUAAACUUACAAAUGGCAGCAGCUUUAGUAAGACAAUCCACAGGGAUGGUAUUAGAUGCUGUGGAUGCCCUGCCUAUUAGCGUCACAGUUUCUACAAACAGCCCAGGUACCACAGACAACACAAGCCCAACUGGGAACUCAGGCACUAGCAGUAUUCCUGGCAACCCUGGCACCCCCAUCACCAGCCAAGGCUCCCCUGGAAACUCAGGCCCCCGCAAUAGCCCUGACACCACUGGGAUACCAGGGAUUACAAGCACCUCAGGCACCCCUGUAGUCUCAGGCACAACCGUCAACACAGUUACCAUCACCAGCCCUGACACCACUGGGAUACCAGGGAUUACAAGCACCCCAGGCACCCCUGUAGUCUCAGGCACAACCGUCAACACAGUUACCAACACCAGCCCUGACACCACUGGGAUACCAGGGAUUACAAGCACCCCAGGCACCCCUGUAGUCUCAGGCACAACCGUCAACACAGUUACCAUCACCAGCCCUGACACCACUGGGAUACCAGGGAUUACAAGCACCCCAGGCACCCCUGUAGUCUCAGGCACAACCGUCAACACAGUUACCAUCACCAGCCCUGACACCACUGGGAUACCAGGGAUUACAAGCACCCCAGGCACCCCUGUAGUCUCAGGCACAACCGUCAACACAGUUACCAACACCAGCCCAGGCAGCGUUGAAAUCUCAGUCACCACAGACCCCACAGUCAUUUUUGUGGAUCCGUUGUUACAAAGAGUUGCAGAGACAGCAGUUGCAUCAGCCACAACAGCCACAGCAAAAGCGGCAGCAGUAACAGGAGCAGCUGUGGUAGCAAUAGCAGCCGUUUCAGGUGAAUUUAUUGCUCAAAAUGCUGCAGAAAGAGUUGCAAGAGCUGCAGAAACAGCAGUUGCUGCUUCAUCUUCUCUUAUAGCAGGCACAAUAGAUGCAUCUGCAGCAGCACAAACCGCAAAUGAUGCAGCAGAUGAAGCUCUAUUGGCUGCAAUAGCUGCGGGGCAAGUGGCAGGAAAUGCAACAGGAGCCUUGGCCCCUUUUGCAAGAACUUUAUUCUUAGCAGCAGCAAAUGCAGCAUUCGCAGCAAGAGCAGCUGCAGAUGCUGCAGUUUCAGCGGCCAGCUCUACGGAAACUGGAAUUACUACAGCUAAUGCCCAAUUUGCCAUAGAAGCUGCAAGAAAUGCAUGCCAAGAGGCUGCGAUGGCUGCACAAACCCUCAGUGCAUUACUUACUUCAACAAUCCUGCCAUCAGAAACAGAGGACACUAUAAGACAAGUGUUGCUUUUAGCUGAAAAUGCUGCUGAAUCAGCAAUUAAUGCAGCAGUGGCAAACUCAAUGGCACUGGACACAGCAGAGCAAGCUGUGGUCACAGAAGCGGGAACUCUAGAGGCGGUAUUAUUUGCAACAUCAGCCUCAGUAAGAGUAUUAAUUGCAGCAGAUUUAGUAAAACAAUCCACAGGGGUGGUAUUAGAUGCUGUGGAUGCCCUGCCGAUUAGCGUCACGGUUUCUACAAACAGCCCAGGUACCACAGACAACACAAGCCCAACUGGGAACUCAGGCACUAGCAGUAUUCCUGGCAACCCUGGCACCCCCAUCACCAGCCAAGGCUCCCCUGGAAACUCAGGCCCCCGCAAUAGCCCUGACACCACUGGGAUACCAGGGAUUACAAGCACAUCAGGCACCCCUGUAGUCUCAGGCACAACCGUCAACACAGUUACCAUCACCAGCCCUGACACCACUGGGAUACCAGGGAUUACAAGCACCCCUGGCACCCCUGUAGUCUCAGGCACAACCGUCAACACAGUUACCAUCACCAGCCCUGACACCACUGGGAUACCAGGGAUUACAAGCACCCCAGGCGCCCCUGUAGUCUCAGGUACAACCGUCAACACAGUUACCAUCACCAGCCCUGACACCACUGGGAUACCAGGGAUUACAAGCACCCCAGGCACCCCUGUAGUCUCAGGCACAACCGUCAACACAGUUACUAUCACCGGCCCUGACACCACUGGGAUACCAGGGAUUACAAGCACCCCAGGCACCCCUGUAGUCUCAGGCACAACCGUCAACACAGUUACCAUCACCGGCCCAGGCAGCGUUGAAAUCUCAGUCACCACAGGCCCCACAGUUAUUUUAGUGGAUCCGGUGGUACAAAGAGUCGCAGAGAGAGCAGUUGCAUCAGCCACAACAGCCACAGCAACAGCGGCAGCAGUGACAGGAGCAGCUGUGGUAGCAAUAGCAGCCGUUUCAGGUGAACUUAUUGCUCAAAAUGCUGCAGAAAGAGUUGCAAGAGCUGCAGAAACAGCAGUUGCUGCUUCAUCUUCUCUUAUAGCAGGCACAAUAGAUGCAUCUGCAGCAGCACAAACCGCAAAUGAUGCAGCAGAUGAAGCUAUAUUGGCUGCAAUAGCUGCGGGGCAAGUGGCAGGAAAUGCAACAGGAGCCUUGGCCCCUUUUGCAAGAACUUUAUUCUUAGCAGCAGCAAAUGCAGCAUUCGCAGCGAGAGCAGCUGCAGACGCUGCAGUUUCAGCGGCUAACCCUACGGAAACCGGAAUUACUACAGCUAAUCCCCAAUUUGCCAUAGAACCUGCAAGAAAUGCCAACCAAGAGGCUGCGAUGGCUGCACAAACCCUCAGUGCAUUACUUACAUCAACAAUCCUGCCACCAGAAACAGAGGACACUAUAAGACAAGUGUUGCUUUUAGCUGAAAAUGCUACUGAAUCAGCAAUUAAUGCAGCAGUGGCAAACUCAAUGGCACUGGACACAGCAGAGCAAGCUGUGGUCACAGAAGCGGGAACUCUAGAGGCAGAAUUAUUUAAAAUAUCCGCCUCAGUAAGAGUCCUAAUUGCAGCAGAUUUAGUAAGACAAUCCACAGGGGUGGUAUUAGAUGCUGUGGAUGCCCUGCCUAUUAGCGUCACAGUUUCUACAAACAGCCCAGGUACCACAGACAACACAAGCCCAACUGGGAACUCAGGCACUAGCAGUAUUCCUGGCAACCCUGGCACCCCCAUCACCAGCCAAGGCUCCCCUGGAAACUCAGGCCCCAGCAAUAGCCCUGACACCACUGGGAUACCAGGGAUUACAAGCACCUCAGGCACCCCUGUAAACUCAGGCACAACCGUCAACACAGUUACCAUCACCAGCCCUGACACCACUGGGAUACCAGGGAUUACAAGCACCCCAGGCACCCCUGUAGUCUCAGGCACAACCGUCAACACAGUUACCAUCACCAGCCCUGACACCACUGGGAUACCAGGGAUUACAAGCACCCCAGGCACCCCUGUAGUCUCAGGCACAACCGUCAACACAGUUACCAUCACCAGCCCUGACACCACUGGGAUACCAGGGAUUACAAGCACCCCAGGCACCCCUGUAGUCUCAGGCACAACAGUCAACACAGUUACCAUCACCAGCCCUGACACCACUGGGAUACCAGGGAUUACAAGCACCCCAGGCACCCCUGUAGUCUCAGGCACAACCGUCAACACAGUUACCAUCACCAGCCCUGACACCACUGGGAUACCAGGGAUUACAAGCACCCCAGGCACCCCUGUAGUCUCAGGCACAACCGUCAACACAGUUACUAUCACCGGCCCAGGCAGCGUUGAAAUCUCAGUCACCACAGACCCCACAGUCAUUUUAGUGGAUCCGGUGGUACAAAGAGUCGCAGAGACAGCAGUUGCAUCAGCCACAACAGCCACAGCAACAGCGGCAGCAGUGACAGGAGCAGCUGUGGUAGCAAUAGCAGCCGUUUCAGGGGAACUUAUUGCUCAAAAUGCUGCAGAAAGAGUUGCAAGAGCUGCAGAAACAGCAGUUGCUGCUUCAUCUUCUCUUAUAGCAGGCACAAUAGAUGCAUCUGCAGCAGCACAAGCCGCAAAUGAUGCAGCAGAUGAAGCUCUAUUGGCUGCAAUAGCUGCAGGGGAAGUGGCAGGAAAUGCAACAGGAGCCUUGGCCCCUCUUGCAAGAACUUUAUUCUUUGCAGCAGAAAAUGCAGCAAUCGCAGCGAGAGCAGCUGCAGACGCUGCAGUUUCAGCGGCCAACUCUACGGAAACUGGAAUUACUACAGCUAAUGCCCAAUUUGCCAUAGAAGCUGCAAGAAAUGCCAGCCAAGAGGCUGCGAUGGCUGCACAAGCCCUCAGUGCAUUACUUACUUCAACAAUCCUGCCACCAGAAACAGAGGACACUAUAAGACAAGUGUUGCAUUUAGCUAAAAAUGCUACUGAAUCAGCAAUUAAUGCAACAGUGGCAAACUCAAUGGCACUGGACACAGCAGAGCAAGCUGUGGUCACAGAAGCGGGACCUCUGGAGGCGGAAUUAUUUGCAACAUCCGCCUCAGUAAGCUUACAAAUUGCAGCAGAUUUAGUAAGACAAUCCACAGGGAUGGUAUUAGAUGCUGUGGAUGCCCUGCCUAUUGGCGUCACAGUUUCUACAAACAGCCCAGGUACCACAGACAACACAAGCCCAACUGGGAACUCAGGCAUUAGCAGUAUUCCUGUUAACCCUGGCAAUUCCAUCACCAGCCAAGGCCCCUCUGGGAACUCAGGACCCAGCAAUAGCCCUGACACCACUAUGAUACAAGGGAUUACAAGCACCCCAGGCACCCCUGUAGACUCAGGCACAACCCCCCCAGUCACUUUAGUGGAUCCGUUAGUACAAAGAGCCUCAGAUAUAGCAGUAGCAGCAGCCACCACAGCCACAGCAGCAGCAGCAGCAGUGACGGGAGCAGCCGUUGUAGCAACAGCAGCUGCUUCAGGUGGUAGUGCUAUUGCUGCGAAUGCUGCACAAAGUGUUGCAACAGCUGCAAACACAGCAGCUGCUGCUUCAUCCUCUCUUUUGGAAGGCACAAUAAAUGCAUCCGCAGCAGCACAAGCCGCGGAACUUGCAGCAGUUGCGGCGGAAUUGGCUGCAAUGGCUGCGGUGGAAGCGGCAGCAAAUGCAACAGGAAUCAUGGCUUCUCUUGCAAGAAAUUUAUCUGUAGCAGCAGCAAAUGCAGCAGGUGCAGCGAGGGAAGCUGCAAAUUUAGCAGCUGAAGCAGCAAACCUUACAGAUUCUGGAAAUAUAACAGCUGAUGCACUAUUUGCCAUAGAGGCCGCAAGAACUGCCAGCCAAGAGGCAGCAAUGGCUGCAGAAAACCUUAACGCAUUACUGAAUUCAACACAAAUAGAGGACACUGUAAGACAAGCGUUGGUGUCAGCUCAAACUGCUGCUGUAUUGGCAAAUGACACAGCAGUAGAGGCCUUGCUGGGACUGGACACAGCAGAACAAGCAGUGGCAGCAGAAGAAGGAAGUCAAAUCGCUCAAUUAGCUGCAGCAUUAGCCGCAGAACAAGUACAAAAUGCAGUGGAUUCAGCAAGAGAAUCCGCAGGUGUGGUAUCAGAUGCUGCGGAUGCCCUGUCUAUUAGCAUCACAGUUUCUACAAACAGCCCAGGUACCACAGACAACUCAAGCCCAACUGGAAACUCAGGCACUAGCAGUAUUCCUGGCAACCCUGGCACCCCCAUCACCAGCCAAGUCCCCUCUGGGAGCUCAGGCCCCAGCAAUAGCCCUGACACCACUGGGAUGCCAGGGAUUACAAGCACCUCGGGCACCCCUGUAGGCCCAGGCACAACCGUCAACCCAGUUACCAUCACCGGCCCUGACACCACUGGGAUACUAGGGAUUACAAGCACCUCGGGCACCCCUGUAGGCCCAGGCACACCCGUCAACCCAGUUACCAUCACCAGCCCUGACACCACUGGGAUACCAGGGAUUACAAGCACCUCAGGCACCCCUGUAGGCCCAGGCACAACCGUCAACCCAGUUACCAUCACCGGCCCUGACACCACUGGGAUACCAGGGAUUACAAGCACCUCAGGCACCCCUGUAGUCUCCGGCACAACCGUCAACACAGUUACCAUCACCAGCCCUGACACCACUAUGAUACAAGGGAUUACAAGCACCCCAGGCACCCCUGUAGACUCAGGCACAACCCCCCCAGUCACUUUAGUGGAUCCGUUAGUACAAAGAGCCUCAGAUAUAGCAGUAGCAGCAGCCACCACAGCCACAGCAGCAGCAGCAGCAGUGACGGGAGCAGCCGUUGUAGCAACAGCAGCUGCUUCAGGUGGUAGUGCUAUUGCUGCGAAUGCUGCACAAAAUGUUGCAACAGCUGCAAACACAGCAGCUGCUGCUUCAUCCUCUCUUUUGGAAGGCACAAUAAAUGCAUCCGCAGCAGCACAAGCCGCGGAACUUGCAGCAGUUGCGGCGGAAUUGGCGGCAAUGGCUGCGGUGGAAGCGGCAGCAAAUGCAACAGGAAUCAUGGCUUCUCUUGCAAGAAAUUUAUCUGUAGCAGCAGCAAAUGCAGCAGGUGCAGCGAGGGAAGCUGCAAAUUUAACAGCUGAAGCAGCAAACCUUACAGAUUCUGGAAAUAUAACAGCUGAUGCACUAUUUGCCAUAGAGGCCGCAAGAACUGCCAGCCAAGAGGCAGCAAUGGCUGCAGAAAACCUUAACGCAUUACUGAAUUCAACACAAAUAGAGGACACUGUAAGACAAGCGUUGGUGUCAGCUCAAACUGCUGCUGUAUUGGCAAAUGACACAGCAGUAGAGGCCUUGCUGGGACUGGACACAGCAGAACAAGCAGUGGCAGCAGAAGAAGGAAGUCAAAUCGCUCAAUUAGCUGCAGCAUUAGCCGCAGAACAAGUACAAAAUGCAGUGGAUUCAGCAAGAGAAUCCGCAGGUGUGGUAUCAGAUGCUGCGGAUGCCCUGUCUAUUAGCAUCACAGUUUCUACAAACAGCCCAGGUACCACAGACAACUCAAGCCCAACUGGAAACUCAGGCACUAGCAGUAUUCCUGGCAACCCUGGCACCCCCAUCACCAGCCAAGUCCCCUCUGGGAGCUCAGGCCCCAGCAAUAGCCCUGACACCACUGGGAUGCCAGGGAUUACAAGCACCUCGGGCACCCCUGUAGGCCCAGGCACAACCGUCAACCCAGUUACCAUCACCGGCCCUGACACCACUGGGAUACUAGGGAUUACAAGCACCUCGGGCACCCCUGUAGGCCCAGGCACACCCGUCAACCCAGUUACCAUCACCAGCCCUGACACCACUGGGAUACCAGGGAUUACAAGCACCUCAGGCACCCCUGUAGGCCCAGGCACAACCGUCAACCCAGUUACCAUCACCGGCCCUGACACCACUGGGAUACCAGGGAUUACAAGCACCUCAGGCACCCCUGUAGUCUCCGGCACAACCGUCAACACAGUUACCAUCACCAGCCCUGACACCACUAUGAUACAAGGGAUUACAAGCACCCCAGGCACCCCUGUAGACUCAGGCACAACCCCCCCAGUCACUUUAGUGGAUCCGUUAGUACAAAGAGCCUCAGAUAUAGCAGUAGCAGCAGCCACCACAGCCACAGCAGCAGCAGCAGCAGUGACGGGAGCAGCCGUUGUAGCAACAGCAGCUGCUUCAGGUGGUAGUGCUAUUGCUGCGAAUGCUGCACAAAAUGUUGCAACAGCUGCAAACACAGCAGCUGCUGCUUCAUCCUCUCUUUUGGAAGGCACAAUAAAUGCAUCCGCAGCAGCACAAGCCGCGGAACUUGCAGCAGUUGCGGCGGAAUUGGCGGCAAUGGCUGCGGUGGAAGCGGCAGCAAAUGCAACAGGAAUCAUGGCUUCUCUUGCAAGAAAUUUAUCUGUAGCAGCAGCAAAUGCAGCAGGUGCAGCGAGGGAAGCUGCAAAUUUAACAGCUGAAGCAGCAAACCUUACAGAUUCUGGAAAUAUAACAGCUGAUGCACUAUUUGCCAUAGAGGCCGCAAGAACUGCCAGCCAAGAGGCAGCAAUGGCUGCAGAAAACCUUAACGCAUUACUGAAUUCAACACAAAUAGAGGACACUGUAAGACAAGCGUUGGUGUCAGCUCAAACUGCUGCUGUAUUGGCAAAUGACACAGCAGUAGAGGCCUUGCUGGGACUGGACACAGCAGAACAAGCAGUGGCAGCAGAAGAAGGAAGUCAAAUCGCUCAAUUAGCUGCAGCAUUAGCCGCAGAACAAGUACAAAAUGCAGUGGAUUCAGCAAGAGAAUCCGCAGGUGUGGUAUCAGAUGCUGCGGAUGCCCUGUCUAUUAGCAUCACAGUUUCUACAAACAGCCCAGGUACCACAGACAACUCAAGCCCAACUGGAAACUCAGGCACUAGCAGUAUUCCUGGCAACCCUGGCACCCCCAUCACCAGCCAAGGCCCCUCUGGGAGCUCAGGCCCCAGCAAUAGCCCUGACACCACUGGGAUGCCAGGGAUUACAAGCACCUCGGGCACCCCUGUAGGCCCAGGCACAACUGUCAACCCAGUUACCAUCACCGGCCCUGACACCACUGGGAUACCAGGGAUUACAAGCACCUCAGGCACCGCUGUAGGCCCAGGCACACCCGUCAACCCAGUUACCAUCACCGGCCCUGACACCACUGGGAUACCAGGGAUUACAAGCACCCCAGGCACCCCUGUAGACUCAGGCACAACCGUCAACACAGUUACCAUCACCAGCCCUGACACCACUGGGAUACAAGGGAUUACAAGCACCCCAGGCACCCCUGUAGACUCAGGCACAACCCCCCCAGUCACUUUAGUGGAUCCGUUAGUACAAAGAGCCUCAGAUAUAGCAGUAGCAGCAGCCACCACAGCCACAGCAGCAGCAGCAGCAGUGACGGGAGCAGCCGUUGUAGCAACAGCAGCUGCUUCAGGUGGUAGUGCUAUUGCUGCGAAUGCUGCACAAAGUGUUGCAACAGCUGCAAACACAGCAGCUGCUGCUUCAUCCUCUCUUUUGGAAGGCACAAUAAAUGCAUCCGCAGCAGCACAAGCCGCGGAACUUGCAGCAGUUGCGGCGGAAUUGGCUGCAAUGGCUGCGGUGGAAGCGGCAGCAAAUGCAACAGGAAUCAUGGCUUCUCUUGCAAGAAAUUUAUCUGUAGCAGCAGCAAAUGCAGCAGGUGCAGCGAGGGAAGCUGCAAAUUUAGCAGCUGAAGCAGCAAACCUUACAGAUUCUGGAAAUAUAACAGCUGAUGCACUAUUUGCCAUAGAGGCCGCAAGAACUGCCAGCCAAGAGGCAGCAAUGGCUGCAGAAAACCUUAACGCAUUACUGAAUUCAACACAAAUAGAGGACACUGUAAGACAAGCGUUGGUGUCAGCUCAAACUGCUGCUGUAUUGGCAAAUGACACAGCAGUAGAGGCCUUGCUGGGACUGGACACAGCAGAACAAGCAGUGGCAGCAGAAGAAGGAAGUCAAAUCGCUCAAUUAGCUUCAGCAUUAGCCGCAGAACAAGUACAAAAUGCAGUGGAUUCAGCAAGAGAAUCCGCAGGUGUGGUAUCAGAUGCUGCGGAUGCCCUGUCCCCAAGCAAUGAAGACGUUUUCGAAGCUUCAGCAGCAAGCUCCUUAGCGGCUGCAGCAACAUCCCUUGCAGCCUCAGCAGCAGCAGCUACUGGAGCAGAUCUAUCAGAGGAAGUCAACGAGGCCCUUCAAAGGGCAGAGGAAGCGUCUGAGGCAGCUAGAUUAGCCGCAGAUGGAGACACAGAUCCAGAAAGAGCUGCAGAGCUUGCUAGAAACGCCACAAGGGCUGCAGUUGAGGCAGCAGACGCAGCAGAACGAGUGGCUGAUGCUGCACGCGAGGCAGCUGAAGUGGGAAGCGUUCAGGAAGAGCUUGCACGGGUAGCAUCAGCCGCGGCAAUGGCAGCCACACGAGCAGCGAUGGCGGGCGCAGGUGAAGUUGGCGAAGCUGCACGAGAAGUGGUGAGCGUUUCGAGGGAAGCUUCAGAACUAUUUUCAUCCCUCUUGAACGAGGAUCCUUCCAGACUGACACCUGUAAUGCAGUCAGCGGUUCAGAAUGCAGAGCAGGUCGCCUUGUUGACAGAAGCUACGGGCUUAAUAGCAGGAACCGUCGACGAUGGGGUGGACACACAAUCUGCUGCACAAACCGCUGCACAAGCUGCUGCAAGAGCAGCAUCAACAGCAAGAGCGGCAACAGAAGAAACACUUUCUACUACAGAAUCGGUUAAUGCCGCACAACGAGCAGUGGUGGCUGGUCUGACGGCCUCGACGGCAGCAGCAACGGCAGUUGGUGCUGCUACAGCGGCAACAACCGGGGCAUCGGCCCUCCCUGCAUCCAACAUUGCAUUGACGGCCGCCAGCGAAGCAGCGAGCGCCGCCACAUCACUGAUCGCGGGUGAAGAAACUUCUUUAGACUUUGCGGUCGUUGAAGCAAAUGAAGCGGCUGGACUGGCAGAAGAUGCAGCGGAUGCUGCCACCACAGCAGCACAAACAUCCGGAUCAUCUUUGGACCUGCAGCUGGCAGAAUUAUCUCAGGAUUCAGCCGGAAUAGCGGAGAGGGCAGCAAACGCUGCACAGAUGGCGGCCUCCGUCCCAGCAACUGAGCAAAUGAUAGCAGCCGCCCUAGUAGCUGCCACAGAAGUAGAAAGGGAUUUUGCGGAGCUGAGACUAGAGUUGGAGAAUUUACUGUCAAGCGCGACGCCAGAAACCCUCAGCGAGCGUGUUGCACUCAACAGCCUCCAAGCUGGGGCGGACGUAGCACAAUGCGUCGGGGAGUUCUCCAGAAGGGCGGCAGAGUCGGCUGUGACGUUGACCAUGACGCGGAACACCGCGGACGUUGAAGAAGUCGAAGCUUUUGCCUCCGCGGCGGCAAAAUUGUCCAGGACCACGACCAAUAACACCAGGGGGGUGUUCGACAUCACGCUGCAAUCUAAUGCGGCAAACAUCGAGAAGUUCUCGCUCACCACAGCACUCGCUGCCGUGGUUACGGUGUUCCUGUUAAGCGUGUCGUAAAUGAAGGACUUUUGGAUUUCAUGAAGAAAACCAUUCUUUGCACUCCUGUAUUAUAUUUGCUAAUUUAUACGUGAACCUAGGAUUGUGUCGGCGACAUAUCGCUUAUGUAUUUUGAUCCUGAGGUAAUCCAAGGGAUUUUGAAUAAAUUAUACAAUUCAUUUUUGCAUUUUUUAUCGUUAUUAUCAUCGAGUCGUUUACUUUUGUAUCCAACCAGUGUUGGCUUUAAGAUAUACUUUUGGCGAAAUGUUUUGAUUUAAGAGUGUGUGUGAGAGGAUUUCUACGGCGGUGACAAAUGAAGAAACAUGCGGCUCGUUUAAGCACGAAGGAGAGGAGACUCAACUUUCCGAACAUGUUUUGGACAGGUCACUGGACAGUUGGCUCCAUGUCCAACGUGCAUCCUGUGGAAAGAACAAAACAAACAAAAACCAAUGUUGUGUACAUUUUUGUGUUGUUUUUUUGUGCAAAAUAAAUACACAGCGCUGCAAGUGACAACGCUGAGUGGCUUCAAACAAA
Molecule: messenger RNA, 14017 nt
Organism: Nerophis ophidion (straightnose pipefish)
Lineage: Eukaryota; Metazoa; Chordata; Actinopteri; Syngnathiformes; Syngnathidae
Product: mucin-19-like
Exons: 3
Coding region: 119-13504 (4461 amino acids)
Source: RefSeq, a predicted model, not a curated record